AGCCGGCCGGCUAAGAAAUGGCGGCUGACACAACUCCACUGCAGUCGGUGCACAGCAAUGAUCAGGACUUAGUCCUGUUGUUGUCUUAUUCUUCCGGAGCCAACCGUUUCUCUGGCUCUGGGCCCUCAAAUUAUUUGAAGGUUGGCUUCUUUAAGACAGAUCGCGCCACUCAAACUGAUGCCAGUGACAUAUUGGAACUGAAGAAAAUGAGUAAUGAAGUUGAGUCAUUAGUAAAGGAAGUUACCAUUCUUAAAAGAGGUUUAGAAUCCAAAACAUUGCUCCUAAAAGCGGACUAUGAAAAGAAAGUGGAGCAGCAAUCUUUAGACCUAUAUAAUAGAAUUAAUGACUACAGUUCAUAUCUUCAAGAUACGUAUCUACAGAGAAUUGAAGUCCUUCGUAAUAGUUUUAAACAGCAGCUUGCUAAUGAAGUAGCAAAGAUCAAUGCUGGAUUUGAGAAAUACUGUAUAGAAGUACGUGCAAGGAAUCAACUGUCUCUUGAUGAUAACUCUGUGGUCAUGAAUAUACUUAAGCAGAAAGAUUCACUAAUUUCAUCUUUGAGAGAACAAUUACUGAAUUAUGAGACACAAGAACAAAUGCAUCAGUUCAAUUUGGACUUCAAGGAUGAGUUUGAGAGAGAUCAACUUGUUCAAGAAAAUGAAGAACUGAAGGAUCAGAUUUACUUAGUGAAGAAGAAUGCCGAAAAGAUGUCAGAAGCCAUUAAUUUAAAUGAAACGCAAAUAAAAAAUUUAGAGAAGGAGCUUCAAAUGCUGAAAGAGGAAGGUGAAAAAAAUGCAAGCAAACUGCGAAAGUUGAUUACAUCUGAAGAUAAUUUGAAAAAACAACUGGAUGCUGAGAAAUCCAAAAGGGACCAUAUGUUGAAAGCGCAGAAAUUAGAAAUGGAGAGUGUAUUAAAUGCUACAUUGAUUCAGAUGGAAAUGAAGGAGCGAACUGCUCAAGAGCUGGCUGCAUCCUUAAAAGAAAAGGAAACUGAAUUAGCUGACCAGAGGAGACUUUCUUCUGUACAGAAGGAAAUUGUUGUCAAGGAGGAUGUUUGUCCAGUACCAGAAGAGGUGGAAACUGAGGCUGUGAGUAAAGACAAAGUCAUUGAUGAGUUUCAGAAACUCAAGAAGAUAGAUAAAGAACAAAGAAAACUUAUUGAGAGCCUUAAAAAUCAACUGGAACGGACAAAUCGAAUCUGGGAAAAGAAAUUUGCUAUACUGAAACAAAGUUACCAUGCAAUAAAGGAUGAGAUGUAUCUGAGAUGUUCUUUGCAACGUCAAGCACCAAUCCUUCACUGUGCUUUUACACGUUACACAGUCAGCGAUUCUGUUGGGAUUGAUUUUAAAGAAAGAAAUAAUUUGUCUCCAUAUUUCACGCUGCCCCAAAUAGGGUCCUACUCAGCACCAAGUACAGCACAAACAGAGCCUAACAUGAACAGAACUCCAAGUGCCCCAGGUGCUGUUAAUUUGAGAUCGUCUGAUAAUAUGUGCUAAAGGAAACCACCGUACUGGAACCCGCCUCUCCCGCUCCAACCUACAGGCUUAAAGCAACGUGAACAGUUAAUCGAAUUGUCAACACUAACAAGAACCGUUUUUCUUUCCGACAUUGGAUGGAUUUAACCUAUUAAUAUCGGUACACGAUGUCCAGUAUAAACCGUGAAAUUUUACGAUAGACUGUUUUUAUAAAGGUCACGUAAAAAUCAAUGCCGUCUUCCACGCCAAGCUGUUUUCUUUACUCCCUGAAGUUCACAGUAGGAUCUGCAUAAGUAAUAGCUUGUUGAAGUAGGUACAGCAUUCAGAUAUACUUGCAGUUACAUCCAUUUGCCCCAUCCCAAAAUCAUAUGUUUAAAAUGAAUCCGUUGAUUAACUAAAAUAUAGUGACAAUAAUUCAAAACGUACUCUAACAUUAAGAGAAUGAUUUCUGCCACAUGCAUGGUAAGAACCUGUGAAUGAGCUCGGAACAAUUUUCCUGAAGCUUUUUGCAGUGUCAUCACGGCAGUGUAAACAUUAAAGGCCGU
Messenger RNA from Rhincodon typus (whale shark), 2017 nucleotides. RefSeq lists its product as uncharacterized. The coding region runs from base 18 to 1493 and encodes 491 amino acids. The transcript has 16 exons. Lineage: Eukaryota; Metazoa; Chordata; Chondrichthyes; Orectolobiformes; Rhincodontidae. The record is from RefSeq and is a predicted model, not a curated record.